Messenger RNA from Python bivittatus (Burmese python), 1267 nucleotides. NCBI's taxonomy places the organism in Eukaryota, Metazoa, Chordata, Lepidosauria, Squamata, Pythonidae. The record is from RefSeq and is a predicted model, not a curated record.
UAAAGGGUUUCUUUUCCUUCCCGCAGGGAUGCUGGAAGACGGGAAAAAGUUUGACUCCUCCCGCGAUAGGGGCAAGCCGUUCAAGUUCGUGAUGGGCAAGCAGGAAGUCAUCCGCGGCUGGGAAGAAGGGGUCGCCCAGAUGAGCGUUGGCCAGAGAGCCAAGAUGACAAUCUCACCAGAUUAUGCUUACGGGGCUACUGGCCACCCUGGCAUCAUCCCACCCAAUGCCACCCUAAUUUUUGAUGUGGAGCUCAUAAAGUUGGAAUGACAAAGAGGCCCCCGUCCUCCCGUUUCCCUGCUCUUGGGUUUGGCACAUGGAGAAAUCCAGAAAUCUUUGCUUCGAGAUGAAUGCACAUGAAUCUGUAUGGAGCUUUCCCAGCUACCCACUGCAGCCCUCCGCCCCGAUCUGAAUGUUUUGAGCCUCCCGGCUCCGCUUCCGACUCCGCUUCCUCGUUUUCCUCUGUUCUUCGACAUUUUUGGGCUCUAUGCUAUAAACCUCAGCUAUUCUUCUUUUUUUUUUUUCCCUUAUUUGGUGGGGGGGAGGGGGAUCGUCAAGUCCUUUAAUCUUAUUUUGUCGGGUUUUUUGGGGCGUAGACUUGAGUUGUGUAUGACUGAGCAUUUCUAGUCAGUAUCAGAUCGGUUCACCUUCUAUAGGAACGCUUGCCGGAAGGCAGGCCUUUUUUGGUGUGUUUGCUUUUGGAAUCUCUAUUGUAUUAAAAGUCCGUUUGCUGCUGCAAAGCCAUACGAAGCAAUGGGAGGAGCUCCCGGAGAGGGAGUCACCCCUCAGCCAAGCAGACAUAGGAGUCGAGAAGGUCCUCUGCCCCAGGCCCUCCUGGCGUCCAUCCUGGGGACGGGCGGGUCCCUCUCGCCCUGGGCCUCGGCCUCUUCCUCCCCCCGCCCCGAGGUGGCCGGGGGCUUUUCACUGGAUUUUCAGCAGAUUUUUAACUUCAGGCAGCCCGAGCUCCCCUCUGGGGAGACUCGAGUCCGCUGCUCGCCCUGGGUGAGGGGACGCUCCCCGCCACUCCCCCGCCAUCGAGGCAGAAAUGCCAGAGAGUUCUCUUCGGAAACCUGAUGCUGGUCGUCGCAGCUUGCAACAGCCUCUUCUACCCCGUGCGCCAUCCCUCUGCGGUCCCGUGGCCUUGUUCCCCCCCGUCGUGAGUUUUGGUAAGAGAAUCGCCGCUGCCCCUUCCUCCUCCUCCUCCAUCACCCCGUGAACGUAUAGAGUUUUAUUAUUGCAAUAAAAAUGCUUUAUGCUGGCUUUUCUCAA